CUAAACAUUUGUAAGCUAUCGCGGUAAAUUGACAAAGCAACAUUUAGACUUUAGUUAAUUACAAGUUCUUGGUGUUUGUGCAACCGAAAAAAUGAAGUUAAAGAAAAAUGUGAAACUUAAGGAAAUUUUCGAUACGGUGGUGAUUUUUCGUCGCAGUCUGAUUUUUCAAACAAAAGAAUUCUUUCAAAACUCAACAUUGCAUGGAGUGCGUUAUAUUGCAGAAACGGGAAGGCCAGUGGGUGAAAAAUUCAUGUGGUUCUGUUUUACUUCAAUUGGUGCAGUAACGGCUCUUGUGAUUAUUAUGAGUCUCUGGGAGAAAUUUCAAACCAACCCAACUAUUACAGGUUUGGAUACCGAUUUCCAUAAUCAAAAUGUUGUGUUUCCUACAACGGUUGUUUGUCCCGAAAUAGCCUUCGAUCAUGAUAGGGCAUUUGAGGUGGCACUGAGUCAAUUGGCAGAUAAUGAUUACUCCUUGGCUGGCUAUAUUGUACCGUUUUUGGAGCUGUUGCCCUCCUUAUCGUAUGAGACAUUCAAUGAGGCUGCUGUCAUUGCAAGUUCCGUUGAAAUGGAGGCGGUGCAUCAAAAAACCCUGCGCCAAUGGGCUUUUGAGUCCGUCAUCAAUUGUGAAGAUGUCCUAACCGAAUGUAAAUAUCGCGAUGAGCCCAUUAAGUGCUGUGAAGCUUUCAAACCAGUCUACACAGAACAUGGUUAUUGUUUUGCCUUCAAUAGUCGCUUUCAAUCAACUGAAGAUGCAGACAUUAAUUCCGGCUCGCCUCACGAUUUAUAUGAAACCGAUAAGAAAUGGGCCCUAUUUUUCGUACCCAAUAGUACAGUAAAGAUCUACAUUUUUUCCAAUGAAGAAUAUUUUGGCCAAGAUUUUAACCCUCAAAUUGAAUGGUCCGAAAAUGAAGUCGUAGAAGUGCGCAUUUCUAAAAAGAAUACCUAUACCACAGAUGAUGCUCGACAAUUGUCCAUUGGACAACGUAAAUGUAUUUUCCAUGAUGAAAUCAAAUUGAAAUAUUUUCCUGAAGAAUACACAUUUUCGUCAUGCAUGAAAGAGUGUCGAAUGAAAAAGGCCAUCAAGCUGUGCAAGUGUUUGCCGCCAUUUUACAAACCAAUUGCCAAUGUUAAGAUGUGUGGCCUAAAUGAUUUGGAUUGUUUGACCGAUUAUCGUAACAAUAUAACCAACAUCAAGGAUUGUAUGCAAUGCGAACUGAGCUGUUCCAAAACGGUCUACAAUAUUGAAAAGUUAAUCAAAAACAUUGAACGUCCUGAUGCCCCUGGCGUCUUGGUGGAAUUUCUCACAUGGCCCAUUAUCCGCUACAAACGUGAAGUCCUUUUCGGUUGGGUGGAUUUACUGGUGUCGUUCGGCGGUAUUGCCAGUUUGUUUUUGGGUUUCUCCUUGCUAUCUGGAGUGGAAAUUAUUUACUAUUUUACAUUGAGGGCCUGUUGCAUGGUCUACAAGAAUCGGCAAGAAUUGGAAGAAAUCGAAGAGCGAAUACAAAAUCAACCACCACCACCGAUCAACAUGACCUUGGGUAUGAAGUCAUAUACUGCUCCCAUUGUGGUUACUGAGAAACAACCUUUGAGUGCGGCUGAGAAAAUCAGCUCACCCCCUUCGAAUGAUAAGCCACCAGAUUAUAAUGAUAUCGGAGGACGGCGUAGAAAGGCGGAUAAGGACUAUACGGCAUUUGCAAAAUCCAUGUACAAGACACCCAAAACGUUGCCCAGUUAUGCCGAUGCAACCACAACCAAUUGGCAAUAUGGCCACUAUUUACCUUAAAAGGGCAAUUGGAUUUUAGAAAAAAAUUGUUAUUACCCUUAAACCUUGCACUGUGUAACUUAGUAAAAAAUUGUGAAUUCGUUAGAAUUAAAUAUUUUUGAACAAAAAAAAAUGAUGAGAUAUAAAUGAGAACUAUGAUGCAUUUGUGGUGCACUAGUUCGAAGAAGAAAAUAAUAUAUUAAAGGCUGUUUCGAUUACAUAUAAGUCUUUUUGGAAGACUUAGUUUUUGAAAUAAUGUAGAGGAGCCCUGUCUAGAUGUUACCCUUAGGUUAUGAUCGGGGACAUUUGCCCAAAAUUGACGUGUUUAUUGUUGUUAGAUAUUCAUAAAACAUGAAAGUUGUUUCAGCUUUACAGCCAU
Messenger RNA from Musca domestica (house fly), 2141 nucleotides. RefSeq names its product sodium channel protein Nach (gene ppk23). The record is from RefSeq and is a predicted model, not a curated record. Gene Ontology annotation, cellular component: membrane. Gene Ontology annotation, biological process: sodium ion transmembrane transport. NCBI's taxonomy places the organism in Eukaryota, Metazoa, Arthropoda, Insecta, Diptera, Muscidae. Gene Ontology annotation, molecular function: ligand-gated sodium channel activity. The coding region runs from base 92 to 1783 and encodes 563 amino acids. The transcript has 12 exons.